AUGGUAGAAUCGACAGACCCAACAGAAAGCGAAUGCGAAACCACCGCCAUCCUGAUCUGCGGCUGCGGGCCCACAGGCGCCAUGCUCUCCGCCUAUCUCGGGCAAAUGUCUAUUCCCAACAUCGUGCUCGAGCAAGAAGCCGACAUCACGACUGAUCCGCGCGGAAUCGCGCUCGACGAGGACGGGAUUCGUUUGAUGCAGGGUUUGGGCGUUUAUGAGGAGAUAUAUACCGAGAUUGGCACAUGUAUGCAUUUGUUCAAGUUUGUCGAUGGGUCGGCGUACGAUUUGAGUCGGCAGGCAUUUCUGGAGAUGGAUUAUGCGACUACAGAAGGAGGCACCGGCCACGUCGGCUUCAUAUGCCACAAACAGCCCGCUCUCGAAAAGACCCUACGUUCCAAAAUGGCAGCCAAUGGGUUCAGCGAGCUACGGUCUAGAUGCUCAGUGACCGGGCUGAGAGAAGAUGAGAACUGGACGUACUGCGAAUACACGGACUCGAGCGGCGCCACACGCCGAGUCCGCUCAAAGUUUUUUGUCGGGGCAGAUGGGAAGACGGGCUAUACGCGGAAGAAGUAUCUUGAGUCUAGAGGCGUGUACAUGGAGCGCGCACACAAUGCGUUUUAUGAAGAAACCUGGGUAGCACUGAACUGGAAAAUCUCGCUGCCAACUAAGGCAACACAUCCCGAUUUCCCGCUGUGGGCACUGGGGUAUACGGCAGAAGAGGUCUAUGAUUUGUUUUUCCCCGUGAAUUUCCGUUUCCUGUGCAAUCCAGCUCGGCCGGCGGUAUGCGGCCGCUUUGGACCGCCGGCAGAUCGGUUGUGGAGGUUCGAGUUUGUCGUGCGAAGGGAUGAGAGGGGUGAGGAGAUGGCGGAGCCGAAGAUGGUGAAGAAGAUUGUGUUUCCGUAUUUGAAGCAUCCCGGGCGGCGGUAUGGGCUUGCGCAGGAUGUGCAGUUUCCAGAGGACUGCAUCCAAGUGUUACGGUCACGCCCAUUCAUGUUCUCAGCCCGCAGCUGUAAUAAAUGGUCUGAAGGACGAGUUAUUCUCUGCGGCGACGCCGCUCAUGUUUUCCCUCCCUUCGGUGGGCAAGGCAUCGCAUCUGGCUUUCGCGACGCAUCCUCUCUCGCCUGGCGGCUCGCUUUCCUUUGCAACCCAUCUCGCUCGCCGUCAAUCUCACACUCCAGCAUCCUCACAGCAUGGUAUCUCGAGCGCAAACAACAACUCGAGAAAUCCCUGGCCACGACGAUCGAAAACGGGCGAUUUGUGACCGAAACCAAUCCGCUCAAAAUCUUCAUUCGCAAUUGGUCGUUAUGGCUGAUGCAGUUGAUUCCCUCGUGGCGCCACGAGUUGCGGCUGGGACGCCGGAAAGAAGGGAUGGUGCGAUAUCAGCAGGACGCCGGAAAUACUCCAUUCCCGUUUCUGGCGCAGUUGAAUGGCGGGUUGUGUGUGUCGCAGGUGUAUUACGGGGUUGUGUUUAGUGAUGAUGCGAUAUUUGGUGGGAAGAAAAAGGGACUUUUUCAGCUGCUGGUUUAUCUGAAGGACGAUAGGGAAUUGACGGGUGCAAUGGCGGAUAUAGCGGGUGUUGAGACGCUGGCGAGGGGGUGGUUGAAGGAUGCCGAUGUGACGAUUGUUCUGGAGAGGGAGGGUGGGUAUCAGGUUGAUGAGCGGUGGAAGGGUAGAUCGGUGUAUACGCUUGCUAGCGGCGAGGAGUUUGCGCGGUCGAGGCUGUGUAAUGGACGGCCGGAGCCGCAGUUCUAUGACCCGUAUCGUCUGGGUAAGGAGUUGAAGGGAAACAGGUACACGAUUAUACGCCCGGAUAGGUUCGUGUUUGCGUCGUGUUCGAAGAGGGAGGAGCUGCAGACUGCGGUGGAGGGGAUGGUGGCGUAUUUGACCAGGGGGGAAUUGAAUUAG
Molecule: messenger RNA, 1905 nt
Organism: Talaromyces proteolyticus
Lineage: Eukaryota; Fungi; Ascomycota; Eurotiomycetes; Eurotiales; Trichocomaceae
Product: putative monooxygenase
Exons: 7
Coding region: 1-1905 (634 amino acids)
Molecular function (GO): FAD binding
Source: RefSeq, a predicted model, not a curated record